AAAAUUUAAAAACAGAGAGAAUAUCAGAAAAGGAAGAAGAAAAAUGCAGCAGGGUUGAAAAACCCUAACGAGCGGGAUUUGGGCGUCAAAUUUCUUAACUUUGAAACGUUACAUCCAAAAGCAAGCAGAGCAUAGUGCUUGGCAUGGUGCGUAAUCUGGAGAAUGAGCCUGAGGGCUACAGAGCAUAGUGCUUGGCAUCACCAGUUCUUUUCCGGAACUUGUUAAUUCUGCAUUCUGAGCCCCAGAAUUCAUAAUCCCAGAUGAACAAAAGGCUAAUCUCACUCUCAUUCUAUCUGAGAAGCUCGGUCCAGCUUCACAGGACUCCUCUCUACCACUCAAUCUCUAUCUUGUUUUACUCUUCCUCCAAACCCAAAAGGUCAAAGUUUAACUUUGUCUCCAAAGACAGAAGGUCAAAAUCAACGCCCAAAGUAGCAGUAGCUGAAUAUUUAAUCAACCAGCACCAGUUUUCCCCAGAAGCUGCUUUGAAAGCCUCAUCAUCCAUCGCUUUUCUUAAAAAUACCGCAGAGGCGGAUUCGGUGCUUUCAUUCCUAAAAGAAAGCGGCUUCUCCAAAACCCAGCUAGAGGAAGUGGUUAAAAGGAUCCCGAGGAUACUUCGUGCCAAUCUUGAUACGGCCAUCAAACCCAAAAUCAAGAUUUUCCAAGACUCUGGCUUUUCAGACUCUGACAUUGCGGAUGUUAUAUCCUCUGACCCCUGGAUUUUACGGCGGAGUGCCGAUAAUCGGCUUGGUCCUGCUAUUUUAGCAUUGAAGAACAUUCUGGGCUCCAAUGCUGGUGUGCUUAAGGUUUUAAAGUUAUCUGGUUGGUAUCUCAAAUAUGACUUGGAGAAGACAAUGAUUCCCAAUAUUGAGGUUUUGAAGAGUUUGGGUAUAAGUUCGUCGCAGAUUGUCAAAUACAUUUGUCAUUUUCCCAGAUUUUAUCUGCAUACGCAGGAGAGCAUUAUGGAUUUUGUUAGAAGGGUUGAUGAAAUGGGUUUCGAUAGGAAGUCCAAGAUGUUCCUAUCAGCAAUUCGGACCAUUAGUUCGAUGAGUUUGGAGACCUGGGAAAUGAAGAUGAAGCUUUUCCAGAGUUUGGGAUUUUCAGAAAAGGGGGUCUUGACGGCGUUUAGCAGGGCUCCCCAGGUGUUUUGUAUAUCUGAGAAGAAGAUUAAGGAGGUAACAGAGAUGCUGCUCAGCUCUGGCAAGGCUGAUAUCGCAUUUAUAGUUAGUCACCCAGAGUUGCUUAUUUGUAGCGUUGAGCACAGGCUGAAACCACGACUACAAGUUAUGGAGAACCUAGAAAAGAAAAAUCUACUUAGGAAAAUACCUAGUUUGAGCACAAUCUGCAAGUACACUGAUCAGAAGUUUGCUGAAAGAUUUGUCAUUCCUUAUGCAAAUGAACUUGAGGUCUAACAUGACCAGUGAAGAGCCAUGCUAAUGCGAUUUGAAUAUUUUUAGCUGGCACUGGCAUUUGAUGAUGCUUGUAACUUGCAGGAAGAGUUUUUUUUUUUUUCCGGAAGAGCAUGGAAAAGGAAAUAGAAAGGUCAUGAUUGUUUUUGAGGAAUUUUCUUUUGAGCACUCGUGUUUCCUUCUAAUAGUCUUUGUAAGAAAGUUGUAACACUCAGAUUAUUGUUAUUGUGGAUCUGGUUAUACCUUCUCCAUUUAUUAA
Messenger RNA from Prunus avium (sweet cherry), 1665 nucleotides. RefSeq lists its product as uncharacterized. The record is from RefSeq and is a predicted model, not a curated record. Gene Ontology annotation, molecular function: double-stranded DNA binding. Gene Ontology annotation, biological process: regulation of DNA-templated transcription. NCBI's taxonomy places the organism in Eukaryota, Viridiplantae, Streptophyta, Magnoliopsida, Rosales, Rosaceae.